AUGAGCGCGGGGCCGCGAUGGCCAGCACCCGGCAGCCUGCCUGCGCUCUGCGCCUCGCUGAUCCUGCUGGGUCUGCAGCUGCCACCCGUGCGCACCGAGGGGAAACUCUUCCUGCUGGAGUCUCAGAACGGCUCUCAGGGCCUGGACCUGGAGGCGGCUCGGCUCUCCUGCAGGAGCAGGGGUGCCCACCUGGUGUCCGCUGGGGAGCUGAAGAGGGUGGUCCAAGACUGUGCCUUCGCAGUGUGCACGACAGGCUGGCUGGCUGACGGCACCCUUGGGACAACUGUGUGCAGCAAAGGGAGCGGCGAACAGCCAAUCGCGAGAGCUGUCGAUGUGAGAAUUGACAGCCACCCUGUUCCCGGUGGCAAGUACAAUGCCCUUUGCAUUAAGGAUGAAGAGAGGCCGUGUGGAGACCCACCAUCCUUCCCACACACCAUCCUCCAGGGUCGCACCGGCUUGGAGAUGGGGGACGAGCUGCUGUAUGUGUGUGCACCAGGCUCCGUCCCAGGCCGUCGAGAGACCGCCUUCACCUUGCUGUGCAACAGCUGUGGGGAGUGGUACGGACUGGUACAAGCCUGCGGGAAAGAUGAGGCCGAGGCCCACAUUGACUAUGAAGACAAUUUCCCAGAUGACAGAUCUGUGUCACUCAGGGAAGUCAUGGAAGACUCCCGGGCAGACGGAGACGAGGAAAAGGCUCAGGAGGACGCCUCUGAGGAGACACCAAAACAAGACCGUCUGGUCUUCACCUCUGUGUCUAAAGAAAACAUAGCCCAGGAAAAAGCCUUCAUGCCGACCACAGGUUUGCCCGGCGUUGGGAGCAGGGUCCACACAGACUGGCCCAGAUCCCGCCUAAACAGGAAGUACUCACUCUGGUUUCCGGAUGAGACUUUCCACAAGUCAGAGCUGGAAAAGGAAGUGGGGGAUGAGAUCAAAGAUCCACUUCCUGCUGGAGAAAAUCACAGCGAAGGAAAACUGUCCCCGGGGGAGUCUGAAACCAGGCUGGUCUAUGCCACCACCUACGGCCCCUCAGAGCCGUUUGUGGAUAGGAACGACAGCAGAGCGGAGGACCCGGUGGUGAGCAGCAGCGACGACUCUUGGUUAGAUGGCUACCCUGUGACAGAUGGAGCCUGGAGGAAGGUGGAGGCAGGGCGAGAGGAUGAUGGGUCAGUGGGACUGGACGAAAGUGUCCUCGUGACCCCUGAGCAGCCUACUGGGCGAGUUAAGGUGCAGAGCACCACCGUCACCACAAGCGAAUCUGUGAUACACAGUUCCAUUGUUCCGUCUCAAAUGCUUGAUAUAGAGGCACUGAUUCCAGGACCCAUGGAUGUGUCCGAGACUGAGGGUCCCCACACCGGCGAUGGUGACUUGACUAUGUAUCAAUCAACUAUACCCCGGAGAGUCACCACAGAGUGGUCACCCAUGGCCACUUUACCCUAUGAACUCACCACCUCCACCCAAGAGACGGUACCAACAACUGUGCAGCAGACACUUAAGCUCAACCCCUCGACUAGUGUGGAGGCUACCCAGCCUCCAGCAGAGGCCACCCAGCCUCCAGCAGAGGCCACAGCUCCUGGGGUUCAGGACAACUUCCCAUACCUACUGUCUGAGGACUUCUUGGGACAGGAGGGUCCUGGGCCUGGUGCAAGCGAGAAGUUUCUUCCAACCUUGGCACCAUGUGUGGGGAACGAGUGUCCCAGCUUAAGGAAAGGCCCAGUGAUCGCCAUCAUUGUCACUGUCCUGUGCCUGCUGCUGCUCCUGGCGGUCGUGGGGGCUGUGUGGGGCUACCGCAGGUACCAGCACAAGAGCUCAGUGUACAAGCUGAACGUAGGACAGCGGCAGGCUAGACACUACCACCAGCAGAUCGAGAUGGAGAAGGUCUAG
Arvicola amphibius (Eurasian water vole) is the source of this 1881-nucleotide messenger RNA. RefSeq names its product sushi domain containing 5 (gene Susd5). NCBI's taxonomy places the organism in Eukaryota, Metazoa, Chordata, Mammalia, Rodentia, Cricetidae. The coding region runs from base 1 to 1881 and encodes 626 amino acids. Gene Ontology annotation, molecular function: hyaluronic acid binding. The record is from RefSeq and is a predicted model, not a curated record. The transcript is spliced from 5 exons. Gene Ontology annotation, biological process: Notch signaling pathway; cell adhesion.